CAUCAGGGAAACAUGUGUGGAUCUGCACGCAACGUGUUGGCCGCUUUGAGGCAGAAUUGCUUCCUGAUCUUUCCAUUAAUUGGUUCUCUAUGUUCGUUUCUGGUCUUCAUAGAGAUGAUACAAAAACUUUCUUUUCCCUCUGAAACAAACUGGUCUCCGCUGCGGCUCCUGGGGCCUGCGACGUGGCUACCACUGAUUACUGACACAGGAAAGCUCGUUGCUGUACAAACUAUGAUACACAGUAUCCUGUACUUCAUAGCAUGUUACUAUCUCAUCCAGGGGAUUUCACAGAGAACUGAUGCACUGAUGGCCCCAUGGUAUAUGAUGCAUAGCUUCUUUUUCACGUACCAAAUGAUACUGAUACUAGUCUUCGAGAAUGAUUACAACUCAGCUCAAAACAUUGUGGCAGCUGGUAACGCCUUUUAA
Schistocerca cancellata (South American locust) is the source of this 426-nucleotide messenger RNA. RefSeq lists its product as uncharacterized. Bases 13 to 426 code for a protein of 137 amino acids. The record is from RefSeq and is a predicted model, not a curated record. Lineage: Eukaryota; Metazoa; Arthropoda; Insecta; Orthoptera; Acrididae. The transcript is spliced from 5 exons.